Molecule: messenger RNA, 4123 nt
Organism: Scaptodrosophila lebanonensis
Lineage: Eukaryota; Metazoa; Arthropoda; Insecta; Diptera; Drosophilidae
Exons: 5
Coding region: 574-3963 (1129 amino acids)
Source: RefSeq, a predicted model, not a curated record
CCGUCGGAAUAAUAAUUAAAGUCGAAAUUGCACCAGCAGCAGCGACAACAACAACCACUAGAGACGCGACUUUGGGACUUUAUUUAUUUAAAUACUUUGUUUAGUACGAGAUAUUUGUGUUAAUUUUCGGGUGCAUUGAUUUCCGUAGAAAACGCCAAGCAUAUGAAAACGGAGCCAGUGAAAUUGAUUUUGAUAUGGAUUUUAAUUUUUGGUGCACAAUAAAUAUAAAAUAAAAUAAAUUGGCAGCGGCAAAUGAAUAGUGUAUUUUUGUAAAAAGAAAAAUAAAGAAAGAAAGCAAUUCAGCGGGCGAAUAAAACGUGGAAACAAGUUUGUUGUAGUCGCUUUUUUGGUGCAAAUAAUGCAAUUAAUUGGAUAAAAAAGUGCAGUGUUGCAUAUAAAAACAAAUCCUCAGGGUCCACAAAAGAGUGUAAACAAGACGCGCGGCAAAAAAGCCGAACGGCAAUUUGUGCACACACCGUCAAGGAAGCUCGAGUAGAAAGCGCCUCCUAAUCUAAGGACAAACAUGACGUUGCCAUUGCCACGCGCCUGAUCAGCAAACCGACAGCCAGCAGAAUGUUCAGUCUGCUCAGCAGCUCACAGAUCUAUGGCUUGCAGCAAACACCAGAGAACACAGCCGAAGAUUACCAGAAAAAGAGCAACAGCUUGCCCCACAAGGCCCACAAACAGCCUUCCGCACAACAUCGGCGCUCCACCAGCAGUCUGUCGGAUACGGGUGGCAAAUUCUUCGCCACACUCGCCGCCAAAUCACCGAGCACCCUAAUUGAAAAGUUCAUCGGCUACGAUACUGUUAAGUCUCAGGGUAGGACACCGGAGGAUAAGUUGCAUCAGCAGGCCACGAACAGUCCUCUGUAUAGCAAUCUGCAAGCCGACUGGGGCUUCAAUUGCCUUCAGGGCAGCUAUCGCAGCAAUUGUGACGGUGAAUUCUAUGAGGCAGUCCAGGUCAAGCCGACAACGACAUCCACCAGCAGCCACAAUGAGAUGACCAUACGAUUUAAAAAUUUGUUGGCAGCGACUUCGAGUCCCGCUCCGGGUGCCGCCACCCUGCAAAACUAUCAGAAACUACCGGAGCAGAGUCUAACGGCCGAGUUCAACACCCAGUCGGCGGGUCACACGCCGGCCUACAAGAAACUAUCCUUUGGACCGCAUUCUCAGAAGCAAGGCGCGGAGCAUAGCUCAGAUAAUUCGCAAUCCUCGCUCUCCACAAUAACAACAACACGCAGUAGCACACAAAAGUCCAGCGGCAGUGAGGUUCAGCGUAGCUCAUCAGGCUCCUCCUCAGGCUAUGAACCCAACAUGGCUUCAGCCCAUGCCUGUCCAGAGCGCAUGCAACGCCGCAAGUUGCUGCAAAUGAUCUCCAACUAUGACCAGCAGAACAAGCAGCUACAUCGCGAGUUGGCCAAAGAGAAGCGGCGUAGGACCGAGGAGCUAGCCUGUGUGGUGAAGUCGCUGCUGUGCUUCGAGUCGAAGCUCAAGAGCGACAUGAAGACGGUGAAUCAACGCCUUCUGGAGAAGGAUGCCGAGAUAUGCCGGCUGGUGCGUCAGAAUCGCGCCCUCCGCAAGCGUCUGGAGAGCGACAAUCGCGACGAGGGUAUGGUAGCCGAUCAGGAUGUAGCCGACGAUGCGGCCGAGGAUGCGGUCGAGUGUCUGGUGCUCGAGGCUUUGCAAUGCAACAAUUGCCGCAAGCAAUUCUAUGACAUUGAGUUGAGAGCAAACAGCACGCAGAGGCACAAGGAGGGCGGAGGACACAAGGACGGCAGCCGCACGGUGGAGCACUGUUCGUCGAGCGAUGACACUUUAUCUUCGUCCUUCUACGGAGCCAGGCGAAGUGUGCGCUAUACAAGCAAGCGGACACCCGGAACCUUCCGGGACUACAUGCGAUCGCGUGCUAUGAACAUCGACGAUCCGGCACUAGAACAGCAGUCGGAGGAGAACACAAGCAACAUUAGUCGCGAGGAUUCGCAGACCAGCUACGAGCAGCUGCACAACUAUGCGCGCGCUAUGGAGCGCAUGCAUGGAAUGAAACCAGCUCCCAUGGGCGAGGAGGGUGACUACUCCGAACACAGUAGUCUGGAGAUCUGCCAGCAGCAGCCGCAUCGCAGCAGUUCGCGCGCCAGCCACAAGAGCUCCGCGUCGAGUCGCAGCAGCAACGGCAAACAGACUCCCUCCAUUGCGCAGCUCGAGGAAGACGAUGGGAUAUUUUCGCCCACGCAGGAUGACGAAGAUUUCGAUGAUCUGGAUGAGGAGGAGCAGCUGCUCGCACGUGGUGCUAUCAAAAUAGUGCAGCGACGUUGUGCUGAAUUUUCGGAGGCGUCGCCCAAGCAAAUCUACGAAACAUCCACGGACGACUGGUAUGCCAGCGCUUCGGACCAGGAGGAGCAGCUCAGCGCGCGGGCCACAAUUGCUACCAAGUGCUAUGGACAGGGUGCUGUUAAUCCUGUGCUCGAAUGCGUCAAUCAAAUACUGCUGCAGCAGUCCAUGGAGGAUACGGUUCGAGAGUCCCCCAAGCCGUUGCAUCAGCAUUCUCCGCUCGCACCAAAGUCUGUGCUGGUCCCCAAAUGUGGGGAUGGCGCCAACAGCUUGCCACGACGGAGCUCGCUGAGCGGACGCAGCAACAGCUCCAAUACACCUCCAUGUGUCUCCAAUGGACGCAAGCGCGUCCACUUCUCAACCAAGAACAGCAUGGUGCACGUGCCACGCCACGAUGACGAAGAUGACGGCGAAGGGGACAUGGAGCACGAAAUGAUCUCACACUAUCAUCCUAUGGUAGCAGUGGCGCCUCCUCCGGUAGCAAACGAGACGCUCAACUACGAAAGCAUCUACAGUAACGAAUACGAGCCAAUUGGUUCGGAACGUGCCUCCAAUCUAUAUGUGGACAUGGACUCCAAUAACAAAAACUUGAACGGAGAGAGUCUUGCAACAGCUGUCGGUACAACUCCCAAGCUAUGUAAAGUACCGCCUGCGCUGCCGCCGAAGCCUGCCAACUUGCUGAAGUUCAAGAAGUCGCUGCAGCAGCUGGACGAGGUGGCCGAUGAGGCGGAUUGUGCCGCCUCCACUACCACGGCCACGGAGCCGGACUAUUGCUCGAUCUCUGAGGUUGGCGUAACGAGCGUGCAAAUCGUUGCUGACAUCCAUAAGGCGCCAACACCAUCGGAACUGGAGCUAGAGGUGUCCACAGUGGCUUCCGAUGACACCUUUGCCGUCGCUUCGCAAAAGACUGAGGAAAUCGAAGAGAUUUUCGCUGACAUACCAAAGUUACCCAAUGUGGCGGCCAUUAUAGCACCAAAACAAGCUGCUGACUAUCUGGUAAUGGCGCCAAAAACGAGCCUAGAGGCGCCCACCUCCCUAUGUCUCCAGUUGCCUACACACUCAGCCUCUUCCAGCCAGCAGUACAAACGCAAGCAUGUGCCAAACAUUCUGGCAGAGAUCAACAAACGCAUGAGCUUGCCAAAUUCCCCGACUACACCGAUAGCGCACAAGACUCCAUCUGUGACAACCCCCACCAAAUCAAGAAGCCUAAUCCAACUGGCCGACGCGUCGCCGGUGCUGCCUCUGCAGGCCGAGUUCGAUUGGUAUAAUUUGGAUGCAGAAUAUGGAAAGACAGCGAGCGCGGAAAGUCCCAAGGCACCUGAAGGGAUGCUGGAGGAGAUAAGCGAGGAUAACGAGUGUGCAGACACUACGGCCGACGAAUACAAUCUGGAUGAGGAGUUCAAUUUGCACCCCGAAAAUAGUGAAGUUACUGAUGACAAUCAUGGACAGCGGGAGCAGGCUCAAGAGAUGCCACAAGAGCCGACACAAGAGCUGCCCACGGCACCUCCAGUCGCAAAGGCCAAGAAAAUAAAGAAGAAUUUGGUUUGCUUUGAGAAGUUCAUCGAGGGUUCUGGCAUGAGCACCAAGCCCUUGCCAAGCAAACGCAAAAUUUAUUUCUCUGGUCCAUUCGUUUAAGCUUUUUGUGUCAAUAUAACAAUGACAACGAACUACAAUUGGUUAUGUUUAGAACGAAUUUAAGCCUUUCCCUAUGUCUCAACUUAAGUUUUGAUGUAUGCCUGUAUGCAAAGGAUAUUGUUUAUUUUUAAAUUGGAUAGUAUUAACAUUUUUAGAGAAU